ACAAUUUAAAACAUGUUUUUUUCUUUUAAAUUUUGUUCCUUACAAUGACUGUAAAACAUCCUACUAUGCUUGGACAUUUUUGGGCCCUUUUAAUAUCCAAUUAUACUUAUUACUUCCAAGACAGCUGAUAUUUGCUUGGGUACUAUUAUACAUAAAAUAGUAGUAAUUGCCCUGUCCUAUUUGUAUUUUGAGUAUUUAUGUGUGUAUUUAUCUGCACAAAGAAUCCACAACCUCUGAUAUUCUUACUUGUCACGGCCAGCCUCAGAAGUAAAUAAUCAGGUGAAUAAUUGCGCCCUCUUGUGGUGAAAGUAGUGAAAAUAGCUCCCAUACAGCGUCAUCAGCCAGUGUUAGUUUCUAUUGAUUGCUGACUGUUCAAUUGUGGUAGUUUUAUGAUGUUCAUCAUUGCAGUUGCUCUGAAUUACAACCUAAUUUCAAAGACUAAUAAACAACAGGUUGAAUGAUUGACUUCUAGUGUUGACCUAUUGGAGACAAAGUCCACCAGCUAGGGCCCCGCCUACAUAUUUGUGCUUUCGUCCAAUCAGAACAGUCCCUGCACAGAGACAGGGGCGGGACUGUCGCAUCCCGGAGGAAGGUAACAGGUUGCAGUCGCCGCCGCAUAAUGAACUCUUUUCAGCGACUAUUUGCUUCUUCUUCCUGAGAUUUUUUUGGAUGCAAGUGUGGGAAAGUAGGCGACGCGUCUACCCCGGAGUGGAACCGAAGUGACGCAGAGGAGAAAGGGAAGCGAGGGAAAAGUACGAGUGUCGGCAGCAUGAACACAUCAUCCUCCGCUCACAAGACUCCAGUGGACCACGGGGUCCAGAUCCGCUUCAUCAAUGACCUCCACGAAUACGGCGGAGUGCAGCCCGGCCCUCAACCCAAAACAAAGUCUCAGACCUUCUCCAAGUACGGCGUGGCGGUCAGGGUGCAGGGCAUCGCGGGACAGCCGUACGUGGUCCUGAAAGACGGCAAGAAGGGCGACUCGUACGGAGUUCAGCUCAGGACUCAGUACCCGUCCGGCUACGGUAGCCUCCCCCGCAGGAGGGACAGGGGUGAGCCAGCAACAUAUGACGUGGAAGAAGGGGGGGCGCUACGCCGGGCCCAAUCCCAUGGAUCGCUCCUAGAUAGGGAGGGAGGGGCUGGUGAUGAGGAGUUUCAGCUGUCUCGGCCCCCAGGGGAUGGUAAGUCGGGUAGCUAUGGCAACCUGGACAGCGGGCUGGGCGCACGAGGAGAAAGAGAACCGGCUCGGAAUGUCUGGGACGGUUCUUAUCAGGCAAGACCGAACGGCUCGGCGGGGUCGCUGGUGAGCGACAGCCGGGUCUUCACGAGCGCCCCGCAGCACGCGCACCGGUUUGACGACGACAGAAGUGGAGGUCAGCAGCGAGGCCCGUCUCCUUCCCGCGACCCCAGAGUCACGGGGCAUCCGCGUGGCAACGCCCACCAUUACCCGUUGCCUUCAUCCUCAAACCACAGCAGCCCGGCACGCGGUCAGAACGCUCACACCGACAUCCCUGGACACCCGGCAAAUCAGCGGACAUCGGGCCGAUACGUUGCUGUGGAGACGGAGCCACAAGUGACCCCUGAUCUGCUGCUGGACCAGAGUGCGGAGAUGAGCAGCGAGGAGCAGAUCAUGCAGACCAUGUACAGCAUCCUGAGAGAAGGGACCAAUGAGAGCGACGUUUCCAUCAAGCAUAAAGUCAACAUCAUCUGCCAGAGGAUUCACAACCUUCAGUACAAAGAAGCACCCCCGGAUUUGAGGAGGGAAAAGAGGGAACUAGAGAGGAAGGUGGUGGAGCUCCAGAACGCCUUGCAGAAAGAACGGAGGGGCUCCGUUAGCCACGCGGAUAAAGCUCUGAAAGACGAGCUGGAAACCUGCUUGGACGCUAAUCUACAGCUGCAGGAAACGCUGGACCGGAAGAAGAAAGAGCUGAGUGACAGCCACUCUGAACUGACUCAGCUGCGCAUCGAGAGGGAGAAUGCGGAGGCCCGUGCCAGGGACAUGGAGGACCAGCUGGCCGAGCUUCAAGAUGAAUUGAGAAGAGAAAAUGGCAACAAGGCGGACGUGGCCACUCUGGAGGCGCAGCUGAUGGACGUCUGUCAGCUGAAGCAGAAGCUGGAGGAGGCCCUGCGCCAGCGGGAGAGGGAGCUGACGGCGCUGAAGGGAGCUCUGAAGGACGAGGUGGCCACGCACGACAAGGAGAUCGAGGUGCUCCGGGAGCAGUACAGCGCCGACAUGGAGAAACUGAGGAGCAGCAUGGAGCAGGUGUCUCAGUCUCAUGCGGGCAUAGAAGCCGAGCGCUUGCGCGUCAACACGUCCGUUCGCACCCUCCAGCAGCAGCUGGAGGACUGCAGAGACGAGAGCAGCCACUGGAUGGAGCAGUUUCACAACGCCAGGGACGAACUUCGCUCUGCCAAACAGGAACUCCUCCAAGCACGACUGGAAAAAGAAGAGAGCGAGGAGGAACUGAAGGAGCUCCAGGACAAAUUGAACGCAAUGAAACAGCAGAUACCGGAUCAGAGCCACAAACAAGCUCUCAGCCAGGAGCUGGAGCGGAGCCACGCUGAUCUGCGUAAAGCAAAGUCGGAAACGGACAAGCAGAGGACAGAGUUUGACAAAAAGGUGAUGGAGAUCAUCUCCAUCAAAAAGGCCCACCAGGAACAAGAAGCAGAGCUGAAAUACGAGAUCGACCGGCUCAAGAACCAGUUGCAGAGGGCCAAAGAUGACUUUGCCAAGGCCCAGGAGAAAAGCAAACGGCUCCCGGAUCCCUCCACCAUCUCAGAAUUGGAGCAGAAGCUGAGCGAGGCACACAAUGAAUCCAGCCAGCUUAAAGAAAAACUGUCAUUGACGGAAGAGGAGCUGGAGGCCAGCAAAGCCCGUUUUAGCAGAGCUCAGGUGGACCUCACAUCCUUGGAAGACGCCCAGAAGGAGCAGAAGGAGUCCAACACACGUCUCAAGGACAAACUCUCUCGCUUGGAGGCUCAGCUGCAGACCAACGCUGCUGAGAGCUCAGAGGCCGAGCUCGCCCUCCACGCCGAGGUGAGAGGCCUGAGAUCCGAGCUGGACGAGACCAAGAGAAAAACCUCGCGCUUGAAUCAGGAGCACCGUGAGCUCAGCCAGCGUGUGGAGGAUGCGGAGAAGGACAAGGAGGCGCUCAAACAGAGCCUCGGCCAGGUGGAGGAUAUCAAACGACAGCAGGAGAGAGCUCUGGAGAAGAUCAACAAGGAGUUUGAGUCUCUGACCGCGUCCUCCACCAGAGAGUUGCAGGCUCUCAGGGAUCAACUGGAGGAGCAGAGAGAGCGCGCACGCAAGGAAAUGCAGGAGGCGCAGCGUCACGGAAGCGACGCUCAAAGCGAACUGGACAGAAGUCACACAAAUCUGAGGCGACUGGAGGAGGAGAUGUCACGGCAGAAGAAGGAGCUCCUGCUGGCGUGUGAGGAGAGAGACAACCACCAGCUGGAUAAAGAGAUGCUCACCAACAGACUUCGACACCUGGACGGGGAGAUGGAGGCGGGGAAGAACAACCUCAAUGAGAAGAUCAGAGAGAUUCGUAUCCUGGAGGACAAGUUGAAGCGUUUGGAGCUGGAGCUGGAGGAGGAGCGGAGCAGCGCCGAGAUGCUGACGGAGCGCGUGUCCCGAAGCAGAGACCAGAUCGAUCAGCUGCGCUCGGACAUCAUGCAGGAGCGAUCGUCCAAACAGGACCUGGAGUUGGACAAGAACGCCAUGGAGAGACACCUCAAGGAGCUGCGGGGUCGUCUCGCCGACAUGGAGGGCCAGUCUCGCUCCUCGGCUGGAGUCUCUCAGCUGGAGAGCAAAAUCCAGGAGCUCGAGGAGCAUCUCCGGAGUGAGGAGAGAGAGAAGAAUUCUGUUUUGGCGUCCCAGCGGCGUCUGGAGAGGAAGCUUAAAGAGCUGAACAUGAUGCUGGACGAGGAGAGACAAACAUACACGGAACAAAAAGAUCAGCUUUCUCUCAAAGUGAAGGCCCUGAAGAGGCAGGUGGACGAAGGCGAGACGGAGCUGGAGAGGGUGGACACGCUGAGGAGGAAGGCUCAGAGAGACAUGGAGGAGCAGAUGGAGCUCAAAGAGGCCUUGCAGUCGCGGGUCACCGCUUUGGAAACGGAGCUCAAGAGGAAAGCCACAAUGCGGCCCGUGUUGGAUUCAUCGGCUCUCAGCUCGGAUGACGACGACAGCAUUUACGACCCGUCCUCCAUCACCUCCAUCCUCACUGAGGGCAACCUCCAGACCAGCUCCUGUUGAAGCCUAGCUCACCUUUAGCCCAGUAGUCCAGACCAAGGAAGGGAGUGUUGUAAAGGUUAGUAGGGUACGCAUUCUCCACUUAAGGAGUGAAUUGAAGGAAGCCCAACUUCCUCUGUGGUCAAGGGGACUUCCUUCUGGGAGGUAGACGAGUAGACUGACAAAUGAAGGGUGAGCUCCAUUGCUGCUCCACUUGGUACAUGGUAUUAGCUUAUAUAUAGUUCCCCUCCAAGGCUGAAUAAGUCUACUAUUUCUAUGCAUUGUUUUUUAUAUAAAGCCACAGAACACAUCAUGGAAUUACGAUGCCUUCCAAUCGAUCAUGAAAAUGUCGAUGUUUGUAUUUAUGUAAUGUUUCUAGUCUGAAUUUGGAUCCACUUUGAACAAUCCCUGAAGUAGAUUUGCUGCACUGGGUUGUUUGUCUUAACGUGGGAUCGUCGUAAUUAGCUUUGAUAGCGCUAUCAUGUCGUUGCUAACCAGGUACCUUUCUGACUGUUUGCUUUUGUAUUACAUUUGCAUUUAGUAAAGAAAAAAAUGACUUUUUUCAUCACUAUCGCUAUCACUGUGUGUAUUUUGGGGCCUUUUUUUUCACUUCCAUGCGGUAAUUUGAAGGAGUCGCGCUGACGUGCCCUCCGUCACUCCUCCAACGGAAUGUGUCAGCUUUUUAGGAAGCGAUCACAUCACUCACUAACGAGCUUUUUAAAAGCGUGACUCAGAAAUACUCAGCAAAAGUGACGUUUGACGGCGGCCUUGAAAUAUAAAAUACUAUCAUUUUGUCACAGAACAAAGAGCAUGUUUGGACAAAAUCAAGGAUCAAAACCAGGAUUACAAAACGGACCGGUCAAUACCACCUUUUACUGGGAAAAAGUAUACACAGAGUUCCCUCGCUUAUCACAGGGAUAGGUUCUCAAAAUAGCCCACAAUAAGUGAACACUAUAUACACAUUUUCUCAUAGUUUUCUCUCGUUCAAUCAAUAAAGUUCAGACCUUUGUCAUGGACCAGAAUGUCAUGUGAUGACCCCUACAUCAAUCAUCCUACGAGGUUGGACUCAUGAAAUGAUGAAGUGACUCGUGUAUUUCCUCUGAGCGUGCCUCUUUGUCAUCCUGGUGCCGUUACACUGUAGCGUUUUUGUGUCUUUGUUAAAACCUAUGAAGUAUAUCUGUGUAUUUUCCUUAUUUUUCCGUCCUCCUUUAGUAAUGGCGUCCUACAGCUGCAACUUCUUCCUCCUCCCUCUUCGAUCACAGGUGCCUUUCACAGUACACAACGUUUUGACGACAAUGUGGGUGUUGCCGGGGAUAUACUAUACUGUAUAUGUAUGUAUGUAUGUACAAGAAAUCAAUCACUUGUAGACUCUGUAUGUAGGGUUGUCUGAUAAUUAUCGUUACCAAUAAUUAUCGGCCCAAUAUCAGCUUACAAAUGUGACAUCAGUAUCAUAUUUUCUCCCAAUCAUGAAAACUAAUAUUAAAAAAACCCGCUGUAUACAACACACGUGUUCAUUCCACUACAGGGGAUAUGUCAUGUUACAUCGUUAUAUCGGUAUCUGUAUCAGCUGAUAUCGGUGUCAGAAAUUCAGAGUUGGACAAUAUCGGACAUCCCUAACUAUAUGUGAUACUCCAGGGCCGCACAGUCAGAAGACCUGGGUUCGAAUCCCUGCUCCGGUUUCCUCCCACAUUCCAAAAACAUGCAUGUUGGGGUCAUUGGCGACUCCAAAUUGUCCAUAGGUAUGAAUGUGAGUGUGAAUGGUUGUUUGUCUAUAUGUGCCCUGUGAUUGGCUGGCCACCAAAGUCAGCUGGGAUAGGCUCCAGCAUACUGCUGCGACCCAACUAAAGACAGGCGGCAUAGAAUGUACAGCAUACAUGUACCACUGUUGGGGGGGAAAAAACAUAUAUAUAUAUAACAUUUAUCAAGCAUUGGGAUUUCACGCUUUGUCCGGGUGUCCUUGAAGGCACCAUAGUUGCUGUGAGACGCAACACUGAAACUCAUCUUUCUACUUGAAGUGUGUUUUAAUAAGUGUGAGGAAUAUUAAAGAGAGAAGCGGCCACCAACAGAAUCACUUUUAUUGCAAAUGUUGCUCCAAAAUCAGAGUAUGUCAAACUGUGUGGAAAAUAUAGAUUUAUAUUGCGUCUCAAUUACUGGUGGAUUUUCACCAUUCCCACAGUAACCCCCAUGAAAAGAGUGUUAAAGUCGAAGGGGCCAGUUUAUGUAUUUUUCAGUAUGUAUUUAUAAUAAAGCUGAUAUUCUAUUGACUCCAAUGAAG
Messenger RNA from Doryrhamphus excisus (bluestripe pipefish), 6503 nucleotides. RefSeq names its product cingulin a (gene cgna). Gene Ontology annotation, cellular component: myosin complex; bicellular tight junction. The record is from RefSeq and is a predicted model, not a curated record. Lineage: Eukaryota; Metazoa; Chordata; Actinopteri; Syngnathiformes; Syngnathidae. Gene Ontology annotation, molecular function: microtubule binding. Gene Ontology annotation, biological process: microtubule cytoskeleton organization.